GCACAGCAGAAUCACACAAUACCAUGGCUUUCCUCUGGAUCCUCUCCUGCUUGGCCUUCGUUGGAGCCGCCUACGGUUGCGGUCGUCCAUCCAUCGUUCCUGUCAUUUCUGGUUAUGCUCGGAUUGUCAACGGUGAAGAGGCUGUGCCUGGCUCUUGGCCAUGGCAGGUUUCUCUGCAGGAUAGUACUGGAUUCCACUUCUGUGGUGGCUCUCUGAUUAAUGAGUACUGGGUGGUGACAGCAGCCCACUGCAGUGUCAGAACCAGCCAUCUUGUCAUUCUUGGGGAGCACGAUCGCAGCUCACCUGAAGAGAACAUUCAGACCAUGAGGAUUGCACAGGUCUUCAAGAACCCCAAGUACAAUCCCUUCACCAUUACAAAUGACAUCACUCUGUUGAAACUUGCCAGUCCUGCCGUUCUGGGCACACGAGUGUCCCCAGUGUGUCUUGCUGAUGUGACUGAUGUCUUUCCCGCUGGCAUGAAGUGUGUCACCACUGGAUGGGGCCUGACCAAGUACAAUGCACCUGACACCCCUGCCCUCCUGCAGCAAGUGGCCCUGCCUCUCCUGAGCAACACCGAAUGCCAGAAAUACUGGGGUAACAAAAUCAAGGAUGUCAUGGUUUGUGCUGGUGCUGAUGGAGCUUCCUCCUGCAUGGGUGACUCUGGUGGUCCUCUGGUGUGCCAGAAGAAUAAUGCUUGGACCCUUGUGGGUAUUGUGUCCUGGGGCAGUGGCACAUGCUCUCCAAAUACACCUGGAGUAUACGCCCGUGUGACUGAGCUCCGGUCCUGGGUUGACGAAACCAUUGCUGCCAACUAAACACCUGUCUGUACUUUAAAGGAGGAAAUACAAAUAAAUAACUGCUGAUGUGAA
Molecule: messenger RNA, 869 nt
Organism: Polypterus senegalus (gray bichir)
Lineage: Eukaryota; Metazoa; Chordata; Cladistia; Polypteriformes; Polypteridae
Product: chymotrypsin A-like
Exons: 7
Coding region: 24-815 (263 amino acids)
Biological process (GO): proteolysis
Molecular function (GO): serine-type endopeptidase activity
Source: RefSeq, a predicted model, not a curated record